AGCGGGCGCGUUGCUGUGGAGACGGGCUGGGCCAAUAGAGUGGGCUGCCGCGCGCCGAGACGACCCUACUUUUCGGCCAGGACUGCUGUGGCCCUAGCGAUCACGCGGGGCGCGUUACCGGAGACCUUCGUCCGAAGCUUCGGGCGUGGUUGCUUCCUGAACGAACCUGCCCUCCCGCCCGCGGGAGAGAGGUAAGACCAUAUGGGUCUUGACACCCAGUAGAUGAGAAAGACCAUUCCAACGCCAACUUCCCAGGAAACCUAUCUGGUUCUACCGUGGAAGUGGCGCCUCACUUCUGUCAACCCUUGGACUUUGUUUCUCGUUUAUAACCCAGUAUUAACAGACGCCUUUCGGUGUUUGCCGACUUUUCCCACGCAAAAUGAGGCCAUAAAGACUGGCUUUCGGACCUCGCUUUGUGACCCUAGUUUUCCAUGGACACAGCCUAACAGAAAGAUGCAGCUUUUAUGCCUCACUGGACACUGACCCACCGGCCUGAUGACAGCACCCCCGUGUACCUUCCCGGUUCAGUUCCGGCAGCCCUCGGUCAGCGGCCUGUCUCAGAUCACCAGCAGCCUGUAUAUCAGCAGUGGGGUGGCUGCCAACAACAAGCUCAUGCUCUCCAGCAACCAGAUCACCACGGUCAUCAACGUCUCAGUGGAGGUGGUGAACACCUUAUAUGAGGACAUCCAGUAUGUACAGGUACCUGUGGCUGACACCCCCAUCUCACGUCUCUGUGACUUCUUUGACCCCAUUGCUGAUCAUAUUCACAGUGUGGAGAUGAAGCAGGGCCGCACGCUGCUCCACUGCGCAGCUGGCGUGAGCCGCUCAGCUGCCCUCUGCCUUGCCUACCUCAUGAAAUACCACUCCAUGUCCUUGCUGGAUGCCCACACAUGGACCAAGUCGUGCCGGCCUAUCAUCCGGCCCAACAACGGCUUUUGGGAACAGCUCAUCCACUAUGAGUUCCAGCUAUUUGGCAAGAACAGUGUGCACAUGGUCAACUCCCCUAUGGGAGUGAUCCCUGACAUCUACGAGAAGGAGGUCCAUUUAAUGAUUCCAGUGUGAGCCAUGCCACCAGCACCUACACUGGGGUCAGAGGUGCAGAUCUGCUGUUGAUCCUACACCAACAUCUGAAGUUAAACAUUUUACUUUUAUGAUCCAGAAAAAAAAAACCAGGUGAUGCUUUUUAUAAGAGCCAAGAAAAAAGGAAAGGUGCUGUAGAUUUUAACCUUGUAAUCCAUCUCUUUAAAGAUUAAACUCACUAAAUGUAAGAUGGUGAAGAUAAGUUUCUUACCCUGUGAAUGACAAGUCAUGGCUGCUGGCCAGAGGGGAGAGUAAGUGAGGCAGAUAGUGCCCAGGUCAAACAGACCAGUGCCCAAAGUAACUGGUAAGUCCAGAAUCUUGUGGCCCUCUCCUAAGCCACUAACCCAAGAAUGGGUCUGCCACAAUCCUACCUUGUUCUUUCAAACCCAAAACCAGAGCCUUAUACAUCAUGGCACUUCUUCAUUUCUCACAGUAAGUGCCAACCCACUGGAUAAGUGACCUUCGGUGUGCUCUGGGAGCCCAGGCCACCCCUGCUUCCACCUUCAACCACAGGGGCCCAACUCUGGUUUCUAGAUUGGAUUUAUGCAUAUUUUUCAGUGAAUGCAUUCUACUGUAUAAAUUUAUGAAAAACUUUUUUUGAGUGCUAUUGUACAUGGCAAGGUCUCAAAGUGCCCUUGGCCGCCCCCCACCAACCUUUGAUGGAAAGUGACAUUAGUUUCCUCCAGGGCACCCUUGGAGAGAAGGCCUGACACAAGGAAGGCCUCAGGGGCUCCUCUCACAGGCCUUGAUUCAGAAGGCUGGAGCUGCAGACUGGAACCUAGCUUUGUCACCUCCCCAUGUGAUCUGGGACCUAUUGGAGCCUCAGUUUCCUCAUCUGUCCAAGCAAGGAUAGCCCUUUUCUCACAGGGUUGUCAUUCAAGAUUCGAUGAUUCCUUAGCACGGUUCCUGGCACCUGACAGGUGCUCAGUGUAACCAGCAGCUCUUGUGGAUAAUGCUCUGGUCCUGCUGGCCUGAGUCAGCACAGUCAUCCUUGUAGUGGCAUUUCUCCCACCUCUGCACAGCCUUUUACUGUUUACAAAGUGUUCUUCCAAAAAGUCAUCCUUUGUGAGAAAAAAAAUGGUUUGAGUCCUUUCAGAUCCUACCUUAGAGGAGGCCUAGACUUCAGAGCCUUAGCAGAGUUCCCACUGUAUUUAAUCCAUCUGCAACCUGGGGCCCUAAAACCAGGAGCACACUUCCAACUUCUCCCUAAAGGCCUUGUUUAGAUCACUGAACAUGAGAGCCAGCGUCCUGGUCUGGCUCAACUCCACUGGGGUCCACAGAGGUACAUGCCAAAGGGACAAGUGAGUGGGCCCCGCCAAUAGGCCCUGAAAUCCAGGACUAUUCAAACCUCCCAGGGGCCUGAGGAUCUGGCUCAAGACCAGCCAUUCUAUCUAAUACAGAGGUUUUCAGAUAAUAUAUAAGAUAGACAAAAGCACAACUGCUCUGUGGGUCUAGAACUCGGUGCCAGCCAAAUGCUCUUUAUCUCCAAACCUACCCACCCCCAACUUCCACAGCAAGCAUGCCCAGGCGUGAAAAUCGAGGAUGGUGGGGAGAAGGAAAAUUACGUUUCUAGACUGAUCUCAUUUUACAGUAUAAACAGACCCACACACACCAGGACUGGCAUGGCAGAAUCCUCAUAAAGCAGCCUUCCUGGAAGAAACCCAGAUGGAAAAUUUCUUUUAAAGCAUUUUUAAAGAGAAAUUUAUUUGGAUAUAUUUUAUUUCCAUUUUUUAAAAUUUUAAAUUAACAUAUCAUAAAAGUAACUUUUUUAUAUGUACAGUUCUGUGUAUUUAAACACAUUUGUCUACUUCCACAGUCAGGACACAGUUCCAUCACCCUCCAAAUCCCCUUAUGCUGCUGCCCCUUUGUAUUCAAACCUUCACGCCACCCCAGCCCCUGGCAAACACUGAUCUGUUUGUUCUCUGUCCCUAUGGAUUUGCCUUUUCCGGAAUGUCACAUAUAUAGACUCAUAAAGGAUAUAACAUCUGGAAGCUGGCUUUUUCCAGUGUAACAUCUUUGAGAUUCACACAUGUUGCUUUUUAUAGCUAAGUAGUAGUCCAUCGUAUGGAUAUAUCAGAAUUUGUUUUAUAUUUACCCGUUGAAGAAUAUUUGGCCGUCCAGUCUGAGGCAAUUUUGAAUAAAACUGCUGUAAACAUUUAUGUAUAGGUUUUUAUGUGAACUUAGGAGUGGGGAUUGAUCAGUCACAUGGUAAAGAGUAUGUUUAACUUUACAAAAAGCUACCAAACUUCCAGAGUGGCUAUACUGUUUUUCUGUUCCACUAUGAAAGACCCAGUUUCUCUGUAUCCUCGACAGUAUUUGGUACUGCCAAUAUUUUUUAUUUUAGCCAUUCUGA
Molecule: messenger RNA, 3433 nt
Organism: Pteropus alecto (black flying fox)
Lineage: Eukaryota; Metazoa; Chordata; Mammalia; Chiroptera; Pteropodidae
Gene: DUSP18
Product: dual specificity phosphatase 18
Exons: 3
Coding region: 496-1062 (188 amino acids)
Biological process (GO): protein dephosphorylation
Molecular function (GO): MAP kinase tyrosine/serine/threonine phosphatase activity
Source: RefSeq, a predicted model, not a curated record